Messenger RNA from Candidula unifasciata, 1311 nucleotides. Lineage: Eukaryota; Metazoa; Mollusca; Gastropoda; Stylommatophora; Geomitridae. The record is from the annotation of a GenBank genome assembly.
AUGGCUACUGGAAUGUGGCGUCUGCUCUGCUGCAUGACUUUGCUCUUCACUGCUGUAGCCAGUCAGGCAAACACUUCGUCAUCAGACUGGGUGAAGAACUAUCUCGACACCUUAUCCCAGGCCAAGAAAGCCAACACCAUUCUGCCCUCUCAGCUGGUUUUCCAGUUUAAGCACUUGGAAUUUGAAUGGCCGUGCGAGUACGUCAAGGAAUUCUACCAAGAGAAAGGCCUCUACGAUCCUCUUGAGAAUGUCCUUGCAGGAAUAGAUGUGUACAACAACGAUACGUUUGUUACUGUUUACAGAACAUCAGAGAAAGUUUCGUCAGGCUCGAACAAACUUGUGGUCAAUAAUGGAAUGACAUCGCUGCAACCAUUUCCAAAUCUAACAAUGAAUCAAGCCGGCAAGUGUUCAAAUUUGCAGUUUCCCAUAAAAUCCAUCACCGAUCCGAACUCUGGCUGCAUGUACAUCAUUGACAUAGGCAGCGUCAAGAAGAUGGGAAAUUCCUCCGAGCAGACUUCAACAUCUGGGAACACAACCCAACCUUGCCCUCCAAAACUCGUGGUGCUGGACUUGAAAAAGAAUGGAACGAUUGUGAGAAGUCAUGACCUAGCCGCUGCUGAACCGAGAAGCACUAGCUACUUGAAGGACAUCACUCUGGACUAUGGAGAUAGGAACAACACUCAAGUCAAACACGCUUACAUCACGGAUUCUGGUAACCAGCUACUUAUCGUUUUCAAUUUUGACACAAAUACUUCUCAUUCUUUUGCUCACGACUCCAUGAAAUCUGCAGCUCAGCAGACGGCAACAUCAGGGUCUAAAAACGCUAUCAACAGCAUUACCGUGGAUUCAGAGUUUAAGUUUGUCUACUAUAAUUGCCUCGGCAGCCAAAAGAUUUCGCAGAUUCCGACGGCGGUUCUUCAGGACAGUCUUGGGGACUUCGCGACCAAACACAGGUAUGUGGGCAACACCACAGUCGCAUCUGGUAGCGUGGUUUGUGGCAAGAAGGGGCUUUACUUUGCAAGUGUCAACACCAGUUCGGUGUACAGAUGGAACAUUACCCAGGAUAUCGAGGUCCAAAACGCCACCAAAGAAACGGUCACCAUGAAGAACCAAACCGUGAUCUUCAAAAACGGCACAGGAGACUACAAUAUCGAGGGCCUCGCCCUGGACAGCUCUGGGUACCUAUGGCUGACCCAAAGUCCCUUCAUCCUCGACUCUAACAACACUAAGGGAAUCAACUUCAAAAUCUAUCGACUAUCUGUUAAUGACACAAAUAUUCUCUGCCCUGAUUCUGUGGCACCACCAACUUAA